AUGACGGUAGUGACCAAGAAUCUGGACUCAAUUCCAUACGAUGUUUUCUACCAGGUAGCUUCAACACUGGACUGUCAUGAUUUCGUCCAUCUGAGUCGGGUUAAUCGGGCUCUCAACUCCAUGAUGCGAAGCGAGUCAAUUGCACGGAAAACAGUUGAGAACAAUUUAUUACAAACCAAAGAAGGACAGAAAGCCAAUAGAACGAAGGAAUACCGCCGAGCUGUUGGGCGCCUGUUUGACAUCAAGGAGGCGUUUGCAACGGCUCAGCCCUAUUCAGCCUCAGUCUUGGGUUACGGGAGUGCUUUUCUGUACAGUGGCGGCUCUCUUUGCUACAUUUACAACGAUGAGAUCCGCGCUUUAGAUGUGCAUGGAGCCGGUCAGAUGGAACAGGUGUUGAAUCUUUACAGCGUACUUUCUCGCGCUAUUCCGGGAUGCAAUCCAGCAGAAGAUACCACCCAGAUAUCGCUGAUGGAGUACGGCUACGGCGUCCUCGCUUUCCUCGUAGAAAUUGUAGAACGACGGGAGGCAUGGCUUCUGGCCGUGGACAUGAGGAGAAAGAAACAUUGCGCGAAGAAUGGGCGAUUGAGACUCCGGACGCAGCUCCAAUCAACCCGCCGGCUGUUCGUUCGACACAACGAAUCUUAUCUUUACUACGGGACUCACUCUGCGUUGGGCUACCAUGGAUAUCCGCAAUGGGCAGUUAGCUGUGUUAAUCUGACAACGGGGCAGCAUAUCACAGACAAGCCGGUCGAACUGGAGAAUUUUGCUGGCUUCGAGAUUGGCCAAACCGUUUGUUUUGGGAUCCACGAUAAUCAUUUCUAUGCCGUGUCGACGCAGGUGGAUUUCGAAGAGGAAGAAGUGGACUGGACUUCGUUCUACGUCUGGGUGUGUUUGGCGCCCAGCAGGAACCCAGGCUCCGUGACGCUGAACCAAACCUGGAGACGACAGCAUCGCGAAGGUCCAAUCAACGAUACCUGGUCCGACCUCUCCCUACGGCAGGAUGAGUCGACCAGGAAGCUCAUGAUUUUAGAGUGCCGUCGUGAGUGGCUUGACGGGGGCAGCGAAAAUUGUCGCACGUAUUAUGUGCAACCCCUUCCAUCGCCUGCAGAGAUCCGAGAGAGUAAGCGACAGGGAGGCAACGCAGGACGGCUUUCAGCCCCCGCUCCAUUGCCCGACGAACCUUUGACAAAAACCUUGGAUUCGUCCAAUAAGCCCAAAUAUGAGCGACCACGCAAACGUCUACGCAGGCAUUUUCACCCGGAAUACCAACUAGGCUGUGAUGGUGACAUGGCCCAACGCCAGGACUUCAUCCUGGCCAAAACUAAAUACCGCACUUAUAACCUAUCUGCAUCGACCUUCGUGGACCUUGUUAACGACCCGGGCCCAAUCCCGGGAGGCAGUUUUGUGCCCCAUGACCGUAUGCGAUUACGAAUGGUUUCGCGGAAGCGAAAAUGUCCCAUUGAUGAGGAUGGGGAUGAAGGUCCCAAGGGAUUCUUGUACAAGCCGGAAUUGGCCACCCCGGAUGGCACACCGAUAGAGUACAGCGAGGAGCGUUUUACGUCCCGUGGAAUACGUCUUUGGCCGCCGGAUAAUGCACCACAGGAAAUACACCAUCUUCUAUGCCCGUCCAAAAGGGCAGGAAAGGUCCAUGCUGUUGCAGAUGAGCGGUCGAUCGUGUAUUCUGUGGAUCAGGAUGGUCUAACACCCGGCAAUCAGGCUAUCAUUCUGAUCAACUUUGACCCGUCACUACGACUGACCGGUCUGCAGCAUUUACCGAUGCCUGAACAGCUCAAGGCCCAGACCACUGAAGCAGGUGUUAGCAUCGAACAGCCUCGAGCAGGCAAUAUUGGGCGGGAGCACCCAGUGGCUCAUACUGCAACCGUUUCCUGGAAUAGGGCAAACCAGGCGAUGCCAUCUGUCCGGGAAGAGCCGGCAAUGUAUCUCAGUAUUCGGCGUGGCUAUUGGCUUCGAUGA
Molecule: messenger RNA, 1974 nt
Organism: Aspergillus tanneri
Lineage: Eukaryota; Fungi; Ascomycota; Eurotiomycetes; Eurotiales; Aspergillaceae
Gene: fbx15
Product: F-box domain protein
Exons: 2
Coding region: 1-1974 (657 amino acids)
Molecular function (GO): protein binding
Source: RefSeq, a predicted model, not a curated record